Molecule: messenger RNA, 2994 nt
Organism: Cyphomyrmex costatus
Lineage: Eukaryota; Metazoa; Arthropoda; Insecta; Hymenoptera; Formicidae
Product: prominin-like protein
Exons: 15
Coding region: 1-2994 (997 amino acids)
Cellular component (GO): membrane
Source: RefSeq, a predicted model, not a curated record
AUGACGGAGGCCGCGUCGUCGGUCGUGAUGUCGUCUCUCAUGCGCGUUCUCGUCGUGUCUUUCGUGUUUUUGUGGCCGGUACUAAGCGAGGAGACUAGCUUGACCGACCGUAUGCGGGCGAUCAGCGAGGAUCUGGACCGACAGCUUAACGAGAUAAUGGCCUCGCAGGCGCUCAGCUAUUCGACGGUGAACACCGUCGGGCUGCCCUACAACGCCACCACCAAGUUCAAUCCGAAGGGCAUGGGCCAGCUGUACAAUGUGACGAAUAUAUUCAUCGAUAUGGUACAGAGCAAGCAGGCGUAUCCGGAGGGUAUGAUCACUCUGGUCGACGGUACUCCAACCUUUGUGGACCCUCUCAAGGAAUGGAAAAUUAUAGUGACGCAUUACGGAGGGUUGGCUGGUCUUGCUCUGAUCGGACUUAUCUUGGCAGCUACUCUUCCCUGCGCCGGUCUCUUUUUCUGCUGUUGCCGAUGCGCAGGACAUUGCGGUGCUCGAAGUCAGCCCUUCGAUAAAAAACACGAUCAUUGCAGGAAGAUUAUGCUCAGCAUCGUGUUAAUCGCUGUCGCUACUAUUAUUCUAUUCGGCGUGGUGUGUGCCUUUGUGACGAACGAGUAUAUGCAAGAGGGAACCAAAGAGCUUACAUGUAAAGCCAAGACUAGUCUGAAAGACGUCAAACUCUACUUGACUACCACGAAGAAAGAGAUUGACAAUUUGCUCAAGACUAACCCCGAGGAACUUGAAGUUACGCUGAACAAUAUCCUGCAGGCAAGCGGCAAAAUCGUCACCGAACAACUGGCGGAAUACUCUCACGCCGUCUCUCUGACGAAUCUGAACGACAUCGUUGCCGGCUUAGAGUCGAUCAAAGAAGAUCUAAAGUUGAUGAAUAAGAUCACGCAGGAAUUAAGGAUAAAUGCCAGUCAAUUGGAUAUUGUUGUUCGUGGUGUCAAGAAGAAUCUACUUCACACGCUGGCUGCAUGUACAACUGAUAAGUGCCAACGGGUUCUGCACGAUUACAAAGUAAAUCAAAUGUCAGUACAAGUGGAUUUCGAUAAGUACAUGGACCGUUACUUCCCAAAGCUGCCAGACGUUACAUUUGCGUUACAUAACAUUACCGUGCUCAUGGACAGUAAUAUAGUAUCGGAAGUAAGCCAAGGCAGGGAUUCGUUUCUGAAGAUUCAGAAGGAUAUACAACACGCCGUUAAUCAAACGAUCCCUGUUGUCAGUGCGAGUAUUCGACGAGCCUGUAACUAUCUGGCGAGCAUUGCCAAUAACAUGACUGCCCUUAUCGACAGGAUAAAUGUCGACAUAGAUAAAGUAUACAUGCGACAUUUAGAAGUUGCCCAGAACAAUAUAAAUCAGUAUUCGCCCUAUAGGUACUAUCUUGGUCUUGGUAUAUCCGGUAUUCUUCUGACUGUCUUGAUGUGUUUGACAUGUGGCCUUUUCUGCGGUAUUUGCGGAAAACGUCCAGAUGGAUAUGGAGAUGAUUGCUGUAAUAAGGGAUCAGGAGCACGAUUCCUUAUGAUGGCUGUGUGGAUCAUCUUUCUUUUAACAAGCAUUCUGAUGGUUAUAACUGUUGUUCAUAUGAUAACCGGAGUUAUGGCCCAACGUGGUAUCUGCGAACCUUUAAAAAAUCCAAAAGACAACAGAAUGUUCGAAUUGAUCGAUGAGCUCGUGCAAAUCAAGAGAUUACUUUAUCCGAAAAAUCCUAAUGCGAAUAUUAAUAUGAGUUACAUUGUAACCAAAUGCCACGAAAACGAGACGCUUUACAACGUGCUGAAUCUGAAAAAUGUGUUCGUCGUUGAGAGCCUCCGUGAUUACAAUGGACGUUACGACAUUAAUGAUACCAUCCAACAACUGCGCCGUAAGAUCAGCCUUUCUCCCGGUGUAGUAAUUCUGAAGGAUAGCGCGAGAUCCAAGCUGAACGAUCUAGCACAGAGCGGUCUCAGCGACAUCAAGUUCUAUCAGUACGCCGAGCUACUCGCCGAGAACAUCACGAAUAUUAAUUUGGAACAUCUUGCCAAACAAUUACGAGAGGUUUCCGCUAAAUUGCCGGAAGGACAAGAAGAAAUCAAACUUAGUCUUGAAAAAAAUGCGCAUGACUUGGAACAUUAUCACAGAGACUUGGUCAUGCCCAUGGCUAUGCUCAGCGAAAAAUUAAGCGCAAACGCGUUGACUCUUCAGGAGACUAUUAAAUUCAAUCAUAGUUCAAUGGCGGAUGCUAUUCAUGAUUUAGUAGAUGAAGUUACCAAAGCGCAGCAAUUCCUAAAUAAGGAUGGACCGGAAUACGUUCAAUAUCUUGCUACUAAAUUUGGCAAUGCGUUUUUGCAUCAAGUGGAUAAAUUUCUCGAACAUGUCAUUGAAUCUGCAGUUUAUAAGAUUGGAAGAUGUGCUCCCGUGUCAAAUGCUUAUAACGCAACGCUCGUGGCCGGAUGCAACAGAAUUUUGGAUCCAUUCAACGGCUUCUGGGCAAGCGUUGGUUGGUGCCUGAUCCUGUUCAUACCAACUAUAGUUCUCUGUGUGAAGCUGAGCGCUCUGUACCAAAAGUCGGAUCCAUAUCCGGGACCUCUUGUCGAAGCUGAAUAUUUGUAUGACGCGUACGCAGACAGGGAUAACAUACCCCUUGCCCACGUCCACGACAAGAAGCACAUGUCUCAUAGACAUAACCCCGCGGCGUACGUCGAGAGUUAUGAUGGACCGGCGAUGGGAUACGGCGAACGCGAGAGGAUCCCCGAUGCCCAUCAGAGCACGUCGCACCAUGACUCACGAUAUUCCGAUCUGGCGCCUAAUUUCACUCUAUCAUGGCGAAAUCACAAACAUACCGCCCCUUCAAAAACAGAACCUCACAGUAAAGUCUUUAGUCUAUCACUAGAGUCGCAAAAUUGGGAUUUCCCCAACGGUGGUCCGCCAAGAUAUCAACCAGCUGCCGGGACUCCGCCUCCUUUAAGCACUGAAUACGAACGACCACCACCCUAUUACUAUCCUGGGCCUGUGUAA